GUUGUAUUUUGCCACCAGAGGACGCUACCUCCUGAUCAAGUUAUACGGUUUUACGCAAAAGGAUAAUUUUAAACUAUAUAAACCUGCAUAUAAAUGACCGCAUGCUCUAAGAAUUUAUUCGCUUGAUUCAAAAUGGCAGACAGUGGCAAAGAUUCCGAUAUUGGACUGGAUAAAGAGAAAAAGUCGUAUGCCGGAAUACCGGAGGCUGACUUUGUAGACGAUGUCGACGCUUUCAUGGCAGAACCUGGAAAUAAAUCAGCAGACAAAGUACUCCAGAUGCUGGAUGAGAAUAAUGGCAAAUAUAAAUUCAUGGAAUACAACUUGAUUCACAAAAGGAGGCGGUUGCAAGCAAAGAUCGUAGAUUUAGAGAAAUCAUUGGAAAUGAUUAAAAAGUUACAAUCAGAGAGCACCAAUAACAAAGAUAUAGAAACUCACUUCCUUUUAUCAGAACAAGUUUUCGCAAAAGCUCUUAUUCCACCUACCGACAAAGUAUGUUUAUGGCUAGGAGCUAAUGUUAUGUUAGAGUAUACACUUGAUGAAGCACAAGAAAUGUUGAAAAAAAAUAUUGAAACAGCAACGAAAAACAUGGGUUAUGUACAGCAUGAUUUAGAUUUCCUAAAAGAUCAAGUUACAAUGACAGAAGUGAACAUAGCACGCAUUCAUAAUUGGGAAGUUAAACGUAAACAAGCAGCUGCAGGCAAAGCAACAUGAAAUCUAUUUUUUAAUGAAUUUAUUUGCACACAAUAAUUGCCUAAAACCUAAAAAGUUACUUACUUUAUCAAGAAAAACGCCUGUGAAUGAGAAGUGCUGUCGGAAAAUGUCAAUGGAAUAAAGGAUUAAAAUAUGUUUAGGUUAUAAGCUAGAUAUACCAAUGUUUAUGUAUAUUGUCAUAAAUACAUCUGAAUUCUAACUUAACGUGUUGUUUCAUGUACU
This is a messenger RNA of Nomia melanderi (Alkali bee), 933 nucleotides long. RefSeq names its product prefoldin subunit mgr (gene mgr). Gene Ontology annotation, molecular function: tubulin binding. The record is from RefSeq and is a predicted model, not a curated record. NCBI's taxonomy places the organism in Eukaryota, Metazoa, Arthropoda, Insecta, Hymenoptera, Halictidae. Gene Ontology annotation, cellular component: cytoplasm; prefoldin complex. Gene Ontology annotation, biological process: microtubule-based process; tubulin complex assembly; protein folding.